This is a messenger RNA of Mixia osmundae IAM 14324, 2928 nucleotides long. RefSeq lists its product as uncharacterized. Lineage: Eukaryota; Fungi; Basidiomycota; Mixiomycetes; Mixiales; Mixiaceae. Gene Ontology annotation, molecular function: ATP hydrolysis activity; ATP binding; P-type calcium transporter activity. The record is from RefSeq and is a predicted model, not a curated record. Bases 1 to 2928 code for a protein of 975 amino acids. Gene Ontology annotation, biological process: calcium ion transmembrane transport; manganese ion transport; intracellular calcium ion homeostasis. Gene Ontology annotation, cellular component: endoplasmic reticulum; Golgi membrane; plasma membrane. The transcript is spliced from 3 exons.
AUGCUGCCGCUCAAAUCGGUCGGCAGAGGGACAGGCUAUGCCCGUCUAGAGCCGCCGCUGAGCAAUGGCAAGGGACCGCCAAGUCGGGGGGUGACACCGCCAAUACCAGAAGCCUACAGUUUCUCGACCUCUCUCAAGCGACAGAGCAUAGACGGAGGCCUCAGUCACCACACCGGACCCGCCAACAAAGGACAUAGCUCGAACCUGUCGGACCCCUACGGUACACACAGUCACGGCGGCCCAUUCGCGCACACUGCAAGACAGAUCACUCCAUCUGCCCGUUACGCUCGCAUGACAGUGGAGGACACGAUCUCACAGCUGAACAGCUCCAUCGAAGCUGGCCUCUCCAGUCAUGUCGUGCCUCAGCUGAGGGAGCUCCAUGGCCCCAAUGAGUUCGCCGUCGCGCAGAAGGAGAAGGCCUACGUCAAGUUUGCCAAGCAAUUCUACGAGAGCCCCCUCAUCCUGCUCCUGCUCGGCAGCGCUGUCAUCAGCGCCGUCGUCGGCAACUUCGACGACUCGGUCAGCAUCACUGUCGCCAUCAUCAUCGUCGUCACAGUCGGCUUCGUGCAAGAGCAGCGAUCAGAGAAAUCACUCGAAGCGCUCAACAAGCUGGUGCCACACUACUGUCAUCUCUUGCGUGACGGCACUCUGCACACCAAACUGGCCAAUGUGCUCGUGCCAGGUGAUAUCGUCAGCUUCUCUGUGGGGGAUCGCAUACCUGCCGAUGUUCGCCUGAUACGCGCCAACCAGCUUGAGAUUGACGAGAGCAGCUUGACAGGCGAGACCCAUCCUGCCGAGAAGCGGACAGCGUCUGCCGAUGAUACCCAACACGGCCUGCAUGAUCUGGCCAUCAGCGAGCGCUUCAACAUCGGCUUCAUGGGCACUCUAGUCCGAGGCGGCAAUGGCGUAGGCGCAGUCGUCGCAACGGGUGAUCAGAGCGAAUUCGGCGUCAUUUUCUCGAUGAUGCAAAACAUAGAAGAGAGGAAGACGCCGCUGCAGAUCUCCAUGGACGAUCUCGCGAAACGACUGUCCGCGAUCUCAUUCGGCGUCAUCGGUCUCAUCUGUCUGCUGGGCGUGUUUCAGAGCCGUUCCUGGCUAGAGAUGUUCACCAUUGGCGUUUCACUCGCCGUUGCCGCUAUACCCGAAGGCCUGCCGAUCGUCGUGACCGUCACGCUCGCGCUCGGCGUGCUGAGAAUGUCAAAGCGCAAAGCGAUUGUCAAAAAGCUGCCGUCUGUCGAGACGCUGGGAUCUGUCUCUGUCAUCUGUUCCGACAAGACGGGCACCCUCACGACGAACCAGAUGACCGUUACGCGUGCCUUCACUGUCGAUGAUGGCGUACUAGAUGUCACGCGUCCUAUAUCGCUAUCGAGUGACUCGCUCAGCAAGACUUUUCUUAUUGGCAAUCUGUGCAAUCAGUCCUUUCGCAACAGUGAGGGUAACAUUGUCGGCUCGCCGACCGAAGUCGCCCUAUACAAUGUUCUCUCGAUCAUGGGCAUCAAUGAUCAACGCGAGGGCUUCAGGCGGUCAUCGGAGGUUCCAUUCAGCUCUGAGCAAAAGUGGCAAUCUGUGACUGGCCGCUUUGCAGCUCAAUCGCCAUCGUCGGGCGACAAAGAUACGACGUAUGCGUCUGGCGCACUCGAGUUCUUACAGCCAAUGUGUCGCUUUUACCUCAAAAGCGACGGCACGACUGCAGCACUUGACGUCGUAGUCCGCGAUACCAUUGCCGAGCAGGCGAGAUCAUUGCAGAGCCUUGGAUUGCGUGUCGUCGGUAUGGCCUAUGGCGUUCACCCCGACUCGCUCGUCUUUGCCGGUUUCCAAGCGAUGAUGGACCCGCCGAGAGCAGGCGUCGAUACUGCCAUCGCAUCGCUCAUGGCAGCUGGCAUCCAGAUUGUCAUGAUCACAGGCGACGCCGAAUUGACCGCACUGUCUAUCGCGAGGCAACUCGGCUUGCGUCUCAAUCCCGGCUCAGCACAAUGCUUGACCGGUCGUGACAUCGACGCAAUGUCUCAGCGCCAAUUGACAGAUCGGAUUCAUGAAGUCUGCGUCUUUGCACGUACGACACCCAGACACAAGAUGGCCAUUAUAGAAGCUUUCCAAAGUCGCGGUUUCGUUGUUGCUAUGACCGGCGACGGCGUCAAUGACAGUCCUGCUUUGAAGAUGGCAGAUAUUGGGAUCUCGAUGGGCAAAGGAGGCACAGAUGUAGCCAAGGAAGCAGCAGACUUGAUUUUGGUCGAUGACAACUUUGCAACCAUCUUGCCUGCCGUGGAGGAAGGCAAAUGUAUCUUCUACAAUAUCCAGAACUUCCUCUGCUUCCAGCUCUCGACCGCAGUGGCCGCAUUGACGCUCAUCACGCUCAGUACUGCUUUCGGGUUGCCGAACCCGCUCAACCCGAUGCAAAUUCUCUUCAUCAAUAUCCUCAUGGACGGACCGCCAUCACAGAGCUUAGGCGUUGAUCCGGUAAAUCGCGAGGUGAUGCAGAGACCGCCCCGCAAGAAGAACGCACCCGUCUUGACGAAGCGACUGCUGAUCAGAAUACUCUUCUCAGCGUCUAUCAUCGUCCUGGGCACGUUGUUCAUCUACGUGCACGAACUGAGCGAUGGUCAGGUCGACGAUCGCGACCAGACUAUGACAUUUACGACCUUUGUGUUCCUCGAUCUCGUAUCGGCAGUGCAAAACCGAGGCUUGACCUGCGGACUGCUACAAAACCAGAUGCUCGUCCUGACAAUCUCGACGAGUUUUUUUGUUCAGAUCUUGCUGAUCUACUUUCCGCUCUUUCACUCGAUCUUUAAGACACAGGCGCUCAGUCUACGAGACCUGUCCGUCUUGCUCGGUCUUGGCGCAACAAGUGCAGUGAUUCACGAGGUCCGACGACGUUACGAGCGACAACUGAACGAAAAGGCCAGAUGGGAGACCGACUCGGCCGUGUAG